This is a messenger RNA of Passer montanus (Eurasian tree sparrow), 1656 nucleotides long. RefSeq names its product RNA binding region (RNP1, RRM) containing 3 (gene RNPC3). Bases 1 to 1419 code for a protein of 472 amino acids. Gene Ontology annotation, molecular function: pre-mRNA intronic binding; U12 snRNA binding. Gene Ontology annotation, cellular component: U12-type spliceosomal complex. Gene Ontology annotation, biological process: mRNA splicing, via spliceosome. The record is from RefSeq and is a predicted model, not a curated record. The transcript has 14 exons. Lineage: Eukaryota; Metazoa; Chordata; Aves; Passeriformes; Passeridae.
AUGGCAGUUGGGACUGCAUCCUAUGGCCAGUGUGCCACUCAAAGGAAAAACAGUUAUGCUUUAAAACAGUUCUCAUGUUUGUCCUCUUCCCUUUCUCUUCUCCUCUGUAAUUACUUGAAGGCUUUAUCAAGACUGCAUCAGCUGAAACUUUUGGGUCACACAUUAGUUGUUGAAUUUGCAAAGGAGCAAGAGAGUGCACAGGUACUUAGCCAGCCUUCUGUCUCAGACAAGUGCAAAAGUCUAGAAGAACCAGUGAAAGAAGAAGAGAAGAUAGAACCAAACUGUAUUAAAAUAGAGAAUGGAAUUGCACCCAACCAUGGCCUCACCUUUCCCAUCAAUUCUUGCCUCAAAUAUUUGUAUCCACCACCUUCAAGUGCAAUUCUAGCAAAUAUAGCAAAUGCCUUGGCAAGCGUGCCCAAAUUUUAUGUCCAGGUACUCCAUCUGAUGAAUAAAAUGAAUCUUCCUCCACCUUUUGGACCAAUUACUGCUCGUCCUCCAAUGUAUGAAGAGUAUUUACCAGUGCCUGUGCCACCUCCCCCAAUCCCACCUCUGCCUCCUGAAGAGCCUCCUUUGCCUGAAGAGGAAGAAGGACUGUCUAGUGGGGAUGAAUCCGAAUAUGAAAGUGAUAAUGAUGAGGAAAAGGAGAGAAUGACCAAGUUGAUGGAAUUGGCAACCCUUCAGCCCAAAAGACCAAUAAACACAAAGAAGCGCGGUGUUAGAAAAAAACAAAGAAUUAAAGACAUGUUGAAUGUUCCUGUGUGUACUUCCCACAGUAACUCGCACCCUACACUGUCACCUUCAGAUGUCUUUGAGCAGCUGCAGCACGUAGGUCAUAAAAAAAUAGAGUUUCAUAUUAGUACUGAGAUCCCAGCUGUUGUUCAGACAAACCCAGAAAAAGAAGAAAAAAAUGACCUUUAUGCAACCACGGAAGAAAUCAAUAAUACAGGCUUUGGAAGGAUUUUCCCAGCUCCUAGCUCAAAUGAUAAAAUGGAAACUGAAGAGGAGGAUGAUGAAAUACCAUCAGAAUUUAUUUCUAGAAAGGAUCUAGAAAAAAACAGACUUUCUAGAGAAGAAAUGGAAAAAUAUUCUGUUUUCAAAAACUAUGAGCCAGGUGAUCCAAAUUGCAGGAUAUAUGUGAAGAAUUUAGCUAAACAAGUUCAAGAAAAGGACCUUAAGUUCAUUUUUGGAAGAUAUGUUGACUUCCAGUCAGAGGUGGAACGCAAUAUGUUUGACAUCCGUUUGAUGAAAGAAGGCCGGAUGAAGGGACAGGCUUUCAUUGGACUUCCCAAUGAGAAAGCAGCUGCUAAAGCACUGAAAGAAGCAAAUGGCUAUGUCUUAUUUGAAAAACCCAUGGUGGUUCAAUUUGCUCGUUCAGCUAGACCAAAACAGGAUGCCAACGAAGGGAAAAGAAAAAAGUAAAACCCUGCACAAGGUCCCUUUUGUGUUCCUUCUCUUUCAAGUAUUAUCAAGCUGGGGAAGAAGCAGUGUCACCAUCAGGACUCUUGAACUGUGCGUAGUUGCAUUUCUAAAGUAUUUAAGGCAGAGAAUAAAUUUUCCCAUCUUAAAGAUAUCUGUAAUCUUUAAGUAUAACAAGACUUACUACAUCAUAAAUGUAUGUUAGAUUGCUUGUGAAAUCUAAUAAAUUAUUUAACUUCU